Messenger RNA from Spodoptera frugiperda (fall armyworm), 4301 nucleotides. RefSeq lists its product as uncharacterized. The record is from RefSeq and is a predicted model, not a curated record. The transcript is spliced from 6 exons. The coding region runs from base 116 to 2254 and encodes 712 amino acids. NCBI's taxonomy places the organism in Eukaryota, Metazoa, Arthropoda, Insecta, Lepidoptera, Noctuidae.
GUCAUAUCGUAAUGUCAAAAUAUCUCCAAGAUAUCUGCUGUUUCAGGAAAAUGUAAAAAUACAAAAUAAUAUAGCGAUUAUAUAAUUAGAAACAGCAAGAAUUUAGUUUAGAAACAUGGCAUUGUUUAUGAAACAAGAUUUUACACCUCCCCUUCUCUCCCGGAGGUGGUUUGCAGUGAAAUUUAGGCCCAAUAUGCUCCUAUACAGUCGAGAAAACAUAAUCUUGAUACUUGAAAGCGGCCUGCUGUUCCGAGAAGACAGUGUGGACGUGGAACAGGAGGCUCCUGCUCGUGAGGAUGUUUGGCAGUAUGUGGGGGGCGGCAAGAAUGGCUGGAUGACCAGGGGAGAACGGGUAGCGGGGGUCAGUGGUGUCCUUGCUGCAGUCAUGAUGUUUCCGCCAAGGGAUCUACAUCGCUCCUCGCUAGUAAAGCUAGCAGUAUACGCCUCCCUCCCAGUGGCACUCCGCUGGUGCCACCGCAGUCGCUGUAGAGGAUCCCUCCCUGCCCUCCUCUCAAUCAUGAGGGAAUACUUGGCCCUGGCCAGGAGGACUGCCGCCUGUCUCAAGGAGUAUGCUGCGCUACAUGCUCAAAUAGGCUCCCUAACGUCGGUGAUAGAGUCCACUCACACGUUGCUAUGUAGACAGCAGAGUGACCUCUCCGUGCUACUCUCCCGGGCCUCCUCAGCUGUGCUGGGCAACGCUCCAUGGCUCCGAGCUGAUGUCGCCUGGGAGGCUGUCCAGAAUCAGACCUGUGAUAAUCUGAUGAAAAUACACCACGCCUUCCUAGUAGUCCAAUCGACAUUCUUAAAGCAUAUUGCGAUGGCCCAUUACAUACCGCCUGUAUCAGCCCAACGCACAUACAAAAACCACAAUGAGAGGAUAUACUGGAUCCACACAGUCGUUAUACCGCAUGCCACAGAAGAAUUUCACCACAGCUAUGACUCUCUAGAACGCAUGUACCGUCUACUCAAAAAUUCAGGCACUAAAGACUCAGAAACUAAGAAAUUAGGCUCAGCAUUCAAUAAUAACUGGUUAUAUUCCGACAUACACACAGGCAUAGCGAAAUCUUGUCUAGAAUUAAAGCUAGCACUAAAUAAAUCUAACAGUCUCGAUGUUUUUCUCGAUUCUUGCGCUCUUAAUAAACAGGAAAUCGAUUUGGAUGUGCUAAAUCGAAAUAUCGAUGAUGUUAUAGAUAGUUUAACGAAAUGUUUGAAAACUGUUCAGAGUUCGCAAAUGCGUUUGAAGAAAAUUCAGAAUAAAAAUGUUAAAGACGUUUCGUUUGAAGAUAAAGAGGUUAUGGUUGAAAACGCGGGAGUUUUGAAAAUAGAAGAUUGUGAACCAGAGAGUAAGGAUGAAGUUUUUUAUUUCGUUAAGACUGACGAUGAUAUUUAUGAUGUUCAGCCUGCAGGAGAUCUUACUACUGCGCCAGGAAAAAAAGAAAAAGAAACGAAUAAAAUAGUUUUAAGUGAACUAAAGAGGAAAUUGGGGAAGCGAGAGGAUGCUAUGAGGGAAAGAGAGAGGCAGGCACUCGCAAAAACGAUGCCCGAAUUAAAAAACAUACCUGAAUUUCCACGCCAAAUAAAACCGGAAGAAUUUAUUGAGAGAAAGGGUUUUAUUAGUAAAUUAAAGAGUAAACCUAUUAAAAAACAUGGUUUAAGGAUUAAAAUUAAGAAAAAUAAAACUAAAAAUAAGAAAUACAAGUUCAAACUCUCGAAAUACUCAAAAGAGACGGACAUAAGUGGCGUCAUCUAUGAAGCAAACGCGAAACUUAACGUGAAAAGUAAAAUUUUAACUGUAAACUUUAUAAACGACUACUACAUAACUAAAUGGUGCAAAUAUAUAGAAGAAAAUAGGCCUGUCAGUGUGUCUAGUAACAUAUCGGAUUAUAGUGACAUUGAACCAAGUACGGCCAAAAUACACCCAGAUCAAGAGCUGCGGUGUACAAAGAAAGACUUGGAACUGUCCCCAUCUACUUCGGACAGUGAAUUUGAUUAUACAAAAGAGAAACAGAAUGCUUUACUUCAUGAUGUCCGUCGCCAUAGAGUCGUUAGAAAAAAGAAUCAUCCAAACCAUAGACCGAUCAUAGACAAUGUAGAUGAGAGUUUGAAGCCCAUAGAGUAUAGAUUUGGGACGGGUAUGGCUAUGGCUUCAGUGUUGCAAGUUAAUAAAUCGUUGCCUCAUUAUAUUACUGAUGAAGAGGUUUUUAUUGGUGAUGGUGAAGUGUCUACUGAUAGUGGGAAUGAUGAGGAUGCGUGAUGAUGAACAUUAAUAUGUCAGAAAAUCAAAAAAAAAAAAUUUUCUGUUUUUAAAAGACGUUGCCCCACACUAGGAUUGUUUAUCCGGAGCUGCGGACUACCUAGCGGGUUUACCGGGGCUCCGGCUCGAAAAGCAGGAGUAGGAACGGGGUGGUUUUUAGUCAGUAAGAGUCUGACAUUCCCUCUUGCCUCGCCCAAGGCGGGAGAAGUCAUUAGAUGAUUAUCCCCGUUCAAAAAAAAAAACACUAGGGUUACCUCCUGUUUGUCCUCAUGAUUUUCUCCUAUGUCGUGGGUGCGUUUACAAACAUACAAGUUCACAUACACAUGACACCCAGACCCGAAACAACAAUUUGUGGAUCACACAAAGAAUUGCUCCGACCCGCUCCACGUUUCACGGCAGCCAGUUGUCCAGCUACCGCGCCAACAGUCCAGUCAAGUCAAUUAUACCUUGCCCGGCUCGGUAAUCGAACCUGAGACCACUUGCUCAGUCUUAUUCUCGCUUGUGUAAUUAUUUUUUUUUGUCAUAUGUAAUUUUUUUGUCAUUUUUAAUUGUUUACUAUGAUUGUCUCCUGUGUCGUGUGUGCGUUUACAAACAUACAAGUUCACAUACACAUGACACCCAGACCCGAAACAACAAUUUGUGGAUUACACAAAGUUGAAUUACAUCGAAUUAUUGUUUUUUUUAUAUUCUUGGUGGAAGUUUAAAACGCCCACUUCUUAUGCAUGAGAGUGCGGGUUCGAAACCUACCAACGGCAAGUACCAAUGUGACUUUUUCCAAGUUAUAUGUACUUUCUAAGAUUAUUUAGACACCACUGACAAAUGGUGAAGGAAAACAUCGUGAGGAAACCCGGGCUUAUAAUUUGUAAUUAUAAGUUUGGAAUCGCCAUCCCGCAUUGAGUAAGCGUGGUGAUUAAUGCUCAAACCUUCUCCGUGUGAGAGGCCUUUGGUCAGCAGUGGCCACUUAUAGGCUGUUGAUGUGAUUGAUUUAUGUUUUAAAUAAGUGCUUGCAACGUUUUUGCUUUCCAGUGGUUCACUAACAAACUAACUAACUGCAUUUAUGAUUGUAUUUCUACGCUAUAAUUAUUUAAUUCAAAUAAAUAUUUGGUUUUAUGUAUCUAAUUAAAAUCACUACUUACAAAAUCUGCCCGAGAAUACUUGAUUAAUAUUCUUGUACAUUUGUCGAGGAUGCUCAACUAGUUUCAAGCCACGUCAAGUCGUAUAAGUUUGUUAUGAAAGAGCUACAUCUUUCUUUCACUGUCUCUGUGGCAUCGUGAGUACAGUAGAAGCUCCUUAUUCGCGCUUCCUUCAUUCGCGUUUACACUAUUCGCGGAUCGAAUCGAAAUAUCGGUGCGUAACCUAAAAAAAUACAUUCGCUAUCCUUUGUCAACGCGUCAGUAGAAGGAUAAACAAAUAAAAUAGACCUUAUUACAGCUACGUCUAAAUUGUGACUUCUGCCUAAACCUAGUGUGACCUAAACCUGAUGAUAAUAAUAUUAUCAUCAGGCAAUCUGUAUGAUCAGAAAGUUCAAUUAAACAUUUUUUUUAUCUACUAUUUGCUUCUUAAUUUCGUCAUCUAGGAACGUAUCCCCUAUAACCCCAUACAAAUUACCAUUCCAUAUUCACGAUUUCUGUAUUCGCGGCAUAUUUACGGAACGCAUACCCCGCGAAUAAAGAGCUUCUACUGUAUUUGUGAACCACUUUAUGCAGAGUAGAGUCAAUGUUUAUUUAACUUCUUUAUGUUCUCAAAUUGAAUUAACUGGUCGGGGGUACGAAAUUCUUCAAACAAUUUUUGAAGAAAUUUCGUAUUUUCCCAUUAAAGCCGUAGCAGAUACUUUUAGAACACCUUAUAUUUAUAAUAAUAAUAUGUAUGUAUGUCUCAAGAUAAUAUAUAUUUUUUUAAAUAAUAUUUUGAUCAAAUUAUCUAAUAAUACUGUGAUUAAAAAUCUGUAAUUAAUUUAAUUAUUAAUUCAUGUUAAUGUACAUUUGUUGUAAUUAGGUAGCUGUAUUGUAAUUAAAAAUGUAAUUAAUAAAUUUAAAUUGCUUUUUAA